Spea bombifrons (plains spadefoot toad) is the source of this 2077-nucleotide messenger RNA. RefSeq names its product zinc finger FYVE-type containing 27 (gene ZFYVE27). Gene Ontology annotation, molecular function: metal ion binding. The transcript is spliced from 14 exons. Gene Ontology annotation, biological process: endoplasmic reticulum tubular network formation; positive regulation of axon extension; neuron projection development. The coding region runs from base 97 to 1392 and encodes 431 amino acids. The record is from RefSeq and is a predicted model, not a curated record. Lineage: Eukaryota; Metazoa; Chordata; Amphibia; Anura; Pelobatidae. Gene Ontology annotation, cellular component: growth cone membrane; endoplasmic reticulum tubular network.
CUGUGACGUCACAAUGACUCUGAACAGGAAAUGCUGAGAGAAUCCACAGAAUAGGAACUAAAAGGACUGAGAAUAAUGUGCCAGUGAAAGAGAAGCAUGCAGGCUACAGAGAGAGAUGCGGCGUCGCUGGGUGGCGGAAGCUGGUCGGAGGGAAGCCCCACCAUGACAGAGUCGCGAGCCGAGUCUCCUCAGAGCACUGCCAAGUCACAGACCUUUGACCUGUUCAAUUUAGUGGUUUCCUACAAGAGAAUAGAAAUGUAUCUGGAACCCGUCAGGGAUAUCUGGGACGGAAUCAGAUACCUGUUGCGGUGGCAGAUGCCCAUCUGUUCUUUUUUAACGUGUUUUACACUAAAUAUUUUGCUGCUAACUCUAAACGAAGUUGCAUGGUUCACUGUGUUCGCUCUUCUCAUCUCAAUUCCUGCACUGAUUGGAUAUCUGCAAGAGAUGUCGCAAAUACAUCUCCCCGAACCUGCGCUCGCUCGGAGAAAAUAUUACAGCAUCCGGCGAGAGGAGCUGCAGAAAGUCAAGCUUUCCCGUCAGGAGGCUGUGACGGAGUUCCGCAGCUUCUUGGUUCACCUCGAUGGCAUGUUGCACAUGAUCUGUGGCAGCUGUGAGCAAAUUUACCAAGUCCUGUACUGGCAGAAUCCUUCCACGUCUGUGCGGUUCUAUGGGUUCAUGCUGGGCUCGAUUUGUAUUCUUUAUCUGUUGCCCGUGUGCUGGGUUCUGGCCAUUAUCAACAGCACCUUGUUCAUGAGGAACGCUGACUUUUACAGAGUUGUAGCAGAAUAUAAAGCAUCGUUACAACAGAGAAGCGGCCCAGAAAAUGAUCCCUUAAAACCAUUACAAGAUCCUCAAGAGGUAGACAACGGCACCAUAUCCGAUCGCACGCCUACACCUGUUCCAACAAGCUCCGAGUUUCCCUCCUGCUUGGACAGCCCAGAGUUUGCAAGCCAUAAACUGGACCUCUCGCCUGGGAGUGUAGAAGAGGCAGAGGAAGCAGAGCCUGAUGAAGAAUUUAAAGACGCUAUUGAGGAUCAACAACCGAUGACAUUGGAAGAUGACGAUGUGUCCCAGUGUGCUGUGGAAUACGACCUAAACCUCCAGGACAAUGGAUUUCUCAGUAAAAACGAGGCCAUCAAAAGCAAAGUGUCUAAGCUUACGGAGAAGCUUCGCAAGCGAUAUCCCACCAAUAACUUGGGCACAUGUACCGGAUGCAGCGCCAACUUCUCAGUACUGAAAAAGAGGAGAAGCUGCAGUAACUGCGGGAAUAGCUUCUGUUCGAGGUGCUGCUCUUACAAAGUUCCAAAAUCAGUUAUGGGGGCCACAGCUCCCGAGGCGCAGAGAGAAACCGUGUUUGUGUGCGCUAUUUGCAACCAGGCGUUAAGCAAGUAGGAACUGGAUAAUCCCUGCGGACUCCGAACGCAAAUACCUUUCUCAAUCCUCAAUUAAGAUUAGAAGGUCCUGUAGGAAAUGACGUCCAUGGCGUGAGCGCGCGCUCUAGAGCCCCACGUGUGUGUCUGGAACAUUGCACAUUUUCUGUUUACCUCUCUAGAUGCUCACGGCAGAUGCUCUGGAACCGACUGUUUGGUUUGGUAGCUUUGAAGAUCGCUCUGUGUCUGCCGUCCCUUACAGUACUGACUUCCUACUCUAAAAAUAUCACUUCUCAGUAGGAGACGUACUGAAAGGGUCCCCUCCAUGCCGGGAAGCCCCACGCUACGUUUGUGGGUUUUACGGUGUAUGCAUUUUAUUAAAAAAAAGGAAAAUGCCGUCUCGCACGGAGAACGUUUUAUCUCCAGCAGUUGUAAGGGUGAUAAGAUGCCGCUUAUCUGCAGCCGGCCUUGGAUUCAGGUCUGGAUCGGCAGGCGUUGAAGAACUGAACCUCUGCCACCUUAUGUCAUGGAGUCCAUCAUCCUCGGCUGACGCGUGCGAGAUGCAUCAUCCCUUUUAACAGAUCAGCGGCGGCUCGCUAAUAGCUUCUCGGUAAACCUGCAGCGUAUGCAAGAAGCUCGCAGAUGAAUAGAGGCUGUAUGAGCCGAGGCUGUGAUCUGCCAUUAUUCCAGAUGCCGUCACCGAGGGG